Molecule: messenger RNA, 408 nt
Organism: Symbiodinium necroappetens
Lineage: Eukaryota; Dinophyceae; Suessiales; Symbiodiniaceae
Source: the annotation of a GenBank genome assembly
AUGCAGCAGGAUAUAGAUGCAGGCCUUUUCGUGGAGCACGCAGAAGUGCAUGGCAACCUCUACGGAACUUCCAUUGAAGCCGUGCAGGCCGUGACACGCCAAGGCAAGGUAUGCCUGCUGGAUAUCGACGUGCAGGGUGCCGAAUCUGUCCGUCGGUCUAAGCUGGCCAGCACAACUUCCUUCGUUUUCUUUGCCCCGCCGACUGCCGAAGUUCUAGAGCAGCGACUGCGCGGCAGAGGCACUGAAACCGAAGAGAGGAUCCAGAAGAGGCUAGGCAACUCCUUGAAGGAGCUUGCGAUCUACGAAGCAAAUCCGGACGCAUGGGACCUGACCCUGAAGUGGUACAACGAGCAAGUGGAGGAUGCGUAUGCCGAGCUCAGAGGCUUCAGCAUCCAGCAGCUGCCGUGA